Messenger RNA from Fukomys damarensis (Damara mole-rat), 2510 nucleotides. It is a transcript of the gene Ufl1, whose product is annotated as UFM1 specific ligase 1. The transcript has 19 exons. Gene Ontology annotation, biological process: regulation of proteasomal ubiquitin-dependent protein catabolic process; response to endoplasmic reticulum stress; protein K69-linked ufmylation. The coding region runs from base 85 to 2460 and encodes 791 amino acids. Gene Ontology annotation, molecular function: UFM1 ligase activity. NCBI's taxonomy places the organism in Eukaryota, Metazoa, Chordata, Mammalia, Rodentia, Bathyergidae. Gene Ontology annotation, cellular component: endoplasmic reticulum membrane. The record is from RefSeq and is a predicted model, not a curated record.
GCCCGUUCCGUCUCGCCGCCUCUUCGACUGUGCUCUUUGGGCUGACGUGUCUGCAGCUCCUGAGUCUCGGCUAGUCAGGUCGUGAUGGCGGACGCCUGGGAAGAGAUUAGGCGGUUGGCAGCCGACUUCCAACGGGCGCAGUUUGCCGAGGCCACGCAGAGGUUGUCAGAGCGGAACUGUAUUGAAAUUGUGAAUAAGCUGAUUGCUCAGAAACAGCUAGAAGUAGUUCACACACUUGAUGGAAAGGAAUAUAUUACUCCAGCCCAGAUUAGUAAGGAAAUGAGAGAUGAGCUACAUGUCCGAGGUGGUCGAGUUAACAUUGUUGAUCUACAACAGGUAAUUAAUGUUGACUUGACUCAUAUUGAAAAUAGAAUUAGUGACAUUGUUAAAUCAGAAAAACAUGUUCAUCUAAUUUUGGGACAACUAAUAGAUGAGAACUAUUUGGAUCAGUUAGCAGAAGAGGUAAAUGAUAAAUUGCAAGAAAGUGGUCAGGUAACCAUAUCAGAAUUGUGCAAAACCUAUGACCUUCCUGGAAACUUUCUAACUCAGGCACUAACUCAGCGACUUGGUAAAAUUAUCAAUGGACAUAUUGAUCUUGAUAAUAGAGGAGUAAUUUUUACUGAAGCUUUUGUAACUCGACACAAAGCACGCAUUCGUGGACUAUUCAGUGCUAUUACCCGGCCUACUGCAGUGAAUUCUUUGAUUUCAAAGUAUGGAUUUCAGGAGCAGCUUCUUUACUCUGUACUUGAGGAACUUGUUAAUUGUGGACGUUUACGAGGCACUGUGGUUGGUGGAAGACAAGAUAAAGCAGUUUUCAUUCCUGACAUCUACUCCAGGACACAGAGUACUUGGGUGGAUUCUUUUUUCAGGCAGAAUGGCUAUCUCGAAUUUGAUGCUUUGUCCCGCCUUGGAAUCCCAGACACUGUAAACUACAUAAAGAAAAGGUAUAAGACUGCACAACUCUUAUUCUUGAAAGCAGCUUGUGUUGGUCAAGGACUUGUGGAUCAAGUGGAAGCGUCAGUAGAGGAAGCCAUCAGCUCUGGAAGUUGGGUUGAUAUUUCACCCCUGCUACCCAGUUCUUUAUCAGUUGAAGAUGCUGCCAUGUUGCUUCAACAGGUGAUGCGAGCAUUCAGCAAACAGGCUUCAGGUGUAGUCUUUAGCAACACAGUUGUGGUCAGUGAAAAAUUUAUAAAUAACUGUGUAAAACUGUUCAGUGAACAGAUGCACCAAAAAGCUGUAAAGGAAAUAAAAAAUAAUCCUGUGCAUUUAAUCAGUGAAGAAGAUCUGAAAGAAGCCUCCUUUUCAGAAAAUUUUAACACAAAUAAAAAGGAUAAAAAAGAUGAACGCAGGAGGAAAGCAACAGAGGGCAGUGGAAGUGUGAGAGGAGGAGGUGGGGGCAAUGCCAGAGAAUACAAAAUUAAAAAAAUCAAGAAGAAAGGAAGAAAGGAGGAUGAUAGUGAUGACGAAUCCCAAUCAUCUCAUGGAAAGAAGAAGCCAGAGAUGACUUUUAUGUUCCAGGAUGAGAUUGAAGAUUUUUUAAGAAAACACAUACAGGAUGCCCCUGAAGAAUUUAUUUCUGAACUUGCCGAAUACUUAAUAAAACCUCUUAAUAAAACCUAUCUCGAGGUGGUACGUUCAGUAUUCAUGUCUUCAGCUUCUGGUUCUGGAACUGGUAGAAAACGCACAAUCAAGGACUUACAAGAAGAAGCUUCAAACCUAUACAAUAAUAUUAGAUUAUUUGAAAAGGGGAUAAAGUUUUUUUCAGAUGAGACACAGGCCGCUCUUACCAAGCACUUGCUGAAGACAGUGUGUACUGACAUCACUAACCUCAUUUUCAACUUCUUAGCUUCAGAUUUAAUGAUGGCAGUAGACUCUCCUGCAACCAUUACAAGUGAAGUAAGAAAAAAAAUUUUAAGUAAGUUGCCAGAAGAAACUAAAGUAGCACUCACAAAACUCCACAACUCUCUGAAUGACAAAAGCAUAGAAGACUUUUUUUCUUGCCUGGAUUCUGCUGCCGAAGCUUGUGAUAUUAUGAUGAAAAAGGGAGACAAAAAGAAGGAAAGGCAGAUACUGUUCCAGCAUCGACAAGCUCUGGUUGAACAACUAAAAGUCACAGAAGACCCUGCUCUUAUUCUGCACCUCACAUCAGUCCUCUUGUUUCAGUUCUCAACCCACAGCAUGCUCCAUGCACCUGGAAGAUGUGUCCCACAGAUCAUUGCUUUUCUUAAUAAUAAAAUUCCAGAGGACCAGCAUACUCUUCUGGUAAAGUAUCAAAGUUUGGUUGUGAAGCAAUUAGUAAACCAAAAGAAGACUGGUCAGGGAGAGGAUUCCUUGAGUGAGGAAUUAGACAAAGAACAACAUGAUGUCACCAAUACCACUCGUAAAGAGCUCCAAGAACUUUCUUCAUCUAUUAAGGACCUUGUGUUCAAAUCCAGGAAAUCAUCUGUGACAGAAGAGUAAUAUCCUUCGGUGGCGUGCCUUGUAAUUCCCGGUACCAAAAAAAAAAAAAA